UGUCAAUCCCAUACUGUCAUGAAUUUAAAUUUUAAUAUUUUUUGGUCCGAAUAUUUUUAAAAUUAUAAACUGGUUUCAGCUUUAAAAGCUCUACUAAUUGCGCUAAUUAUAAUGGGUAAGUCGAAUUUAAUAAAUGCUUCCUUUAAUUCGAAGGAUGCGGUAAAAUUUGAAAAAUGCGCGCUGCUGGUUACCUGUACAAUACAAACAUUUACCAUUUUACCUCAAUUUAUAUUCUCGAACAAUCAUUCGCAAAAUGACUCUUACUAAUAAAGAUAUCGACGUGUAUUUUCACAUGAAAAAUCAUUAUUUGAAACUUAGAAAUGCUAAAAGCACGUUUAUUUUUUCUCCCAAAAAAGCUCAAGUCAAAUCCGGUUGCAGUUUACCUGAAAAAUAUCAGAAAAUGAAGGAGUUUGAAGAUAAGCACUUUAAAAACAAGCACUGCCUCCCAUAUUACAACAACGAUUCAGCCGCGAAUAUUCCAUCUUUCUACCACUCGGAAUUCAAAGGGGAAUCCAAUAUAUUAAGUGAUAACAGACCUUCUACACGAAGGAACGCCGCCGAAUUACCUCCACCUCCCAAAAUAGUAAAACCAAGAACAGUGCCUUACGAAAAAUACACUCAUCCAAAAUCAGCCAAAGCCAGAACGACAGAGAAGAAGAAGAAAUCUUCACCGUCUCCAAAGAAAAGCAAUUCUCCUAACAGGAACAUGCCCGCGCCAGGAAAUUCCAGGAACGAUUCUCUAAGUUCCCGCAGCGGCGGCAAGGACAGAAGGAGCACCCCCACAGGAAACUCCAAAAGAAGUUUAUCUCUGAGCUCGCAAAGCGGUCACGAAAUAGACGGAGAUGCCAAAGUUACCUCUCCCAUAACGCCAACGAAACGAAGUUCCAGAGAGACUAGAAGGAACGAAAAAAUCGAAGAACACGAGUAUUUGGUAUUUUUACUCAGAGUAACCGAAGAUAUAAUAAUGAAUAACUAUUACUUAAAUGAAGACAUCGAGCGUGUGUUCAAAGAACACAUGGAGAAUAACAAAAACAGGCUAGAUAAAGAAAAAAUGGAACAACAUUUGGCUACUUUGGCCGACGAACUUCACAUUUACGACGUCCAAACGAAUUUUCCUGCCGCCGAAAAUUCCUGCAACGUCCAAAAAUCUUUUUAUAAUCCCAACGUUCAAAAUUUCAUGGACUUGGAAUGCGAUAAUAAUCAACCCAACGUUAAUUUAGACUUGUAUCUAAAUCCUCCCGUUGACCCGAAUUAUUACUACAAUCAAACCUACCAGAACAAUUUGGACGAAAUUAUUUAUUACAGGCAUAGUCUCGGUAGAUUAACUGAACAUACAGAACCGACUAAUUCAUCAACCACAAUAGGCAAUGCGGUCUCGACUUGUCCCACUAAAUCCAACAACAACCUCUCCGAGACCAUGCUGAUGGAUUUAAGCGAAUCGAAGCUAAAAAUAUUCGACACCAGAUCCGCUGUGUUUAUACGAAAAAACAGCGAAGGAAGCAUUUGCCCCUCUAAGCAACUGCGGAUCGCUAUAAGCGAAAACAUCAUGCACCAAAACGAUUUGAACGAAGAAUCCGAAACCGAUUUCAACAAUGAAAUCAAACCGGACCAGAACGAGAAUGUGGUUGAGUUCAAAAGUGAACAGAAGAAAACGGUAGAUGCUUCAGAGAAUGUAGUCAUAGAUGAGGCCCCUGUUGUUAUAUGCAAAGAUAGUUUACAGAAAAUCGACGAUGAAAUAGAAGAGAUACAAGAGCAUUCGAAUGCCGAUAGAUUCAGAACGGAAAGAGGCUCUAACGUUGCGGAACUGACGGAUAAAGAAAGCAAUCAGUUUCUGAAAUCGGAGAAGAGCGAUUUCAGUACCGACAGUACGGAAAAAUACGAAUUAGCCGAGAAAUAUAGAACGUCUCGAUUUAAAACGAGUCUACCUGAACACAAGAAAUGUAUCGCUAGCGAAUUAAUCGUAAACGAUUCGUCUACGACUGUUUAUAGCGAUUUUACGACCGAAAAAAGCGAAAUUAACGACGAAAAACGUACCAACUGUAAUACUGAAGAAACCCACGAAAAAAUUGGAGAUUUCGAUACGAGCAAAAGGCCCGUUAUCGAUAACAAAGUGGCCGAAAAAGGCGAUUUCGAAACCGAUAAUAAAGAAGAUAAAUCAAUCAAAAGCGGUUUCCAUUUACACCAGAAAUACGACAUGCGAUUGAACCUCGACUUCGCCAGAGAUUCCAUAGAGAGCAUGGUGCCCAGUCCGUAUUUGGAAACAGCCAAAGAAUUUCCGAACGUUGAGGAAUCGAAGAGUUACUCGAUAUUCCCCAUCGAUAGGAGACCAGUGGAGGAAGCGGACAAAUCCGUGCAAACUUCCCACCGCAUAGAAACCGACAGUAAAUGCGUACAAAUGUCUUGCGCCUACACCACCAUUUCUUGUUGUACCGAAGAAAACGAUUUCCAUGUCGACGUGAACGAUUACGUGUUGAUCACCAGUCCCGUGUACGUGCUGAAAAGCGUCCUGCGCUCGCCCGGCAAGAUCGUCAUCGAGAAGGACGAGUUCCUCGAUCGAUUGGACGAGGGUCAUUCGGAGGCGAAUUCGCUGGAUACGAAGCUGCUGGGCACCGAUUACGAUCUGACGCCCGAGCGGGACACGACGGUGGUCCCGUCGGGCGCGCGCGUCCCCUCGUUGGCCUCCAUCCAGGAGGAUAAUCUGCUGUUGACCGGCGUCUACGAUUUGCACGAAAUUGAGGCGGAUAAGGAGCUGGAUACGGACGGUUCCGGCACCUACAGAUGCCUGGACGUUUCCAAAUCGAUGAGCUGCGACGAUGAAAUUUUUCAUAGGAAAUCUGAGGUGCUCGUUACGAGGAACAGUCUGUCGGAUAGGGAGGUGAGGACGUCGUCGCAGGCGAGGCGAUUUCAUAAAUUAAAACAGAUCCAAAUGCUUGUUAGUAACAGUACAUCAUCGGCUUCAUUAAAUUCCUAAAUUAAUAAAAAGUACAAAACCGGA
Molecule: messenger RNA, 2995 nt
Organism: Phyllotreta striolata
Lineage: Eukaryota; Metazoa; Arthropoda; Insecta; Coleoptera; Chrysomelidae
Source: the annotation of a GenBank genome assembly